Messenger RNA from Phytophthora sojae, 654 nucleotides. RefSeq lists its product as hypothetical. Lineage: Eukaryota; Oomycota; Peronosporomycetes; Peronosporales; Peronosporaceae. The record is from RefSeq and is a predicted model, not a curated record. The annotation marks the transcript as partial. The transcript has a single exon.
UUGCAGCAAACCCCGAACCAAUUGUGGAGGCACCGAAACGCGAUCACAGAGUAUCAAGCCUGGGUCAACUACAGAUUGGCGGUCUCACAGCUAAAUCUAUACUUUGACGGACGGCAAACUGACAACAGCUGCAGGAAGCUGGCGAGCUGCAAAGGACACAAGGAAACCUUAGCUCACAUCUUUUGGGAAUGUCCUUGUGCGAAUACGUGCUGGGAAGCGCUAGUAACGCACUGGACUGGGCAACGCUGCCAACAGCAUGAUCUGGCUAAGUUCAAGGCGAAUUGUAUGUCAAGAUCGCCGCCGAAACUGUCGUCGGUGAUGCAGGCUAGGCUGCAAGCAACCUUCACAGACGAAGUGGAGGCGUACGUGAUCGAGUGGAACCGAGUGUGGUGGAUACUCAGUUCCAUUUGUAUAACGGUCCUGUGGAUCCAAAGAAACCGGGUGACCCAUCAGCAGGGGCAAGUUACGCAGCAAGGAAGUAAACAAGAAUUUUGGAAGACUGGGCUGCAGCAAUUGAGGGCACUGGCGCGACGCGAACGUUGGCACCCACACACCAAAAUACAAGGCACGCGCCUGCUCCUCUGUUUAGGAAUGUUGGCGCGACCGCUUCAAGAGGCACCACCGCAAGGGAUCGCACGACGACACCGGCGUUGA